Oncorhynchus masou masou (cherry salmon) is the source of this 5310-nucleotide messenger RNA. RefSeq names its product zRAB1B, member RAS oncogene family a (gene rab1ba). The coding region runs from base 352 to 957 and encodes 201 amino acids. Lineage: Eukaryota; Metazoa; Chordata; Actinopteri; Salmoniformes; Salmonidae. Gene Ontology annotation, molecular function: GTP binding; GTPase activity. The transcript is spliced from 6 exons. Gene Ontology annotation, biological process: vesicle-mediated transport. The record is from RefSeq and is a predicted model, not a curated record.
UUGAACUACAACUCCCAUCAUCAGACCCUUUCUAGAUUUGUCUGUAGUGCCACAUCAUUUGAUGUCACUGCCGCACCUGCGCAGCCAUCUUGUACUUUGAGCGAGGAGCGGACACAGAAAGAAAUCAAAAGGAUCAAAUAAACCUGUCAAAUUAGAAGUAGGAAUGUCCUUAAACGUUAUAUAGCCUCAUAACGAUUAGACACCCAAGAAGGACAAGGUUAGGUUAAAAAAAAGACGGUGAAAUAGAUAUUCAAGUGCUUCGGAUAUCCAGACCUACAAGUCAUCUAUCUUUUGCUUGUGAGUGAGAGGAAGGAACAGUCAAAUCGCCGAAAGAAAAACAUCAGUCAAAUCAUGAAUCCAGAAUAUGACUACCUGUUCAAGCUCCUCCUUAUUGGUGACUCCGGUGUGGGAAAGUCCUGUCUUCUGCUCCGCUUUGCUGAUGACACGUACACAGAGAGCUACAUCAGCACAAUCGGUGUAGACUUCAAGAUCCGUACCAUCGAGCUGGACGGCAAGACCAUCAAACUACAGAUUUGGGACACUGCUGGUCAGGAGAGGUUCCGCACCAUCACCUCCAGUUACUACAGGGGAGCCCACGGCAUCAUCGUGGUCUACGAUGUCACAGAUCAGGAGUCGUACAACAAUGUGAAGCAGUGGCUGCAGGAGAUCGAUCGCUACGCCAGCGAGAACGUCAACAAGCUGCUGGUGGGGAACAAGUGUGACCUCACCACCAAGAAAGUAGUGGACUACACAACAGCCAAGGAAUUUGCUGACUCCCUGGCCAUCCCCUUCCUGGAAACGAGUGCCAAGAACGCCACCAACGUGGAGCAGGCCUUCAUGACCAUGGCUGCUGAGAUCAAGAAGAGGAUGGGCCCCGGGGCCACAGCUGGAGGGGACAAGCCCAACCUGAAGAUAGACAGCACCCCUGUCAGGCAGUCUGGGGGGGGGUGCUGUUAAACUGGACUCUGUUCUGGAUGCUCUCCUCUUCUUCACCCUCCCUGCUCUGGGCUUCACUUCCUCCACCUCUUAGUCCCUCAGCCUCCCUCCCAUCUCCCGUUCUCUUACUCUUGCCGCGGGAUGGGUGGUUGGAUAGGGAGGGGAGGAGUUGAGGGGUGAGAACUGGGGAAUGACUUUAAGACCGUAUCUCCCCACAAAAAAAGUAAAGAGAAAAGUUAGGUGGGGGGUUAGGUUUUCUUUUUUUCCAAGCGAUGAGUCAGGAACGUAAACAGAUAUGAGAAAAGAUUGGUAUUGACUUAGAGGAGAACUGGGUGAUAGAAGAUUAGGUUUUAGAUUCCGGCGAGCGCUUAUCUCCCUCCUGUGUACACACACACACACACACACACACACACACACACGCAAACAGACAGACAGAACAGGGGGCGGAGUGAUUCUCCCAUAGGAAGUCGUCACAGGUGAGGUUCUCUUUCCUUUAGGCUAUGUCUGUCAUUGCUAUCCAAUAGCAAAUUCAGUUUAGAGUGCUACAGUAAUCUGUCAUUUAUGUAUUGGACCUGUUUUAUCUCAGACUGCUGGGGUGCCUUGUAGUCAUGGCGAUGUGUCACCAUCUUAAGUCUGUUUAUAGGUAUCAAGUGAGUGACGUUUUCAAUCUAGCCUACGGUCUACGUUCCACAUGUAAUAGUAACACUAAUGCACUAUUUAUACCCAUGUAUCCAUCCAUCCAUCCAUUGUAUGAACUGAAUUGGCGUUGGGGCAGACUGCACCACUACCAGCGUCCUAACAACGGAGUCAUCCAUCAUUAAUCGAUGAGGAUACGGGUAUCUUAGAAUUAGAAUGAAUAGACCGGACUCUGAAGGAAGGCAUCAGCAGAGAGGGGAGAGACAUACACUUUGUCUGUGUGGAGAAGAGGGUGCUGGGAAGGAUCCUCUGACUCCCCGUAGAGCCUGAGCUUUAGGUUGAUUCGACACAGAACAGGAGAACUUUUGGUUGAACUUGGAAUCACUGCUUCCCUCUAUCCCUUCAUCCCUCUACAUGCAGACGGGAGGAUGGAGUGAGAGAGACUCUUGGUUUUUGAGUGCUUUAAUAUACUGUAUGGUGUUAGUUAGCUCACAUCACUCUUGUUAGAAUUUCACAUGUAAAAAAAGACCAAACAAAAAAAAAUAAUGCAUAAAUAUUUGAGAUCUGCUUAAGUCAUGUUUGUAUGUCUUUUAAGUUGUCAGGACUCUAUAUUACAGUAUGCCCAAGGUGGUUCUUCAACAUAAACAGACAGUGUACACACACACACACACACACACACACACAGAACGGGGCAUGACGUAGUACUAGAUUAGUGGCGGAAGUAUGUCGAGGCUUGGGAAAGUGAUAUUCAACUAAUUAACAGGAUAUAUGAAACAAGAAAUUGGCAAUAUUCUCUCUUCAUAUUCAUAGAUUAUUGUUCAUAUUAUUUUAUUGUUAUUACAAUGAUUUUAUUAUUUGAUAUUUGUAUAUUCUGUAGUUUUUUUCUAAUCGAAAAAUCUUGUAAAAAUUGCUUGAAAUGUUGUCCAACAUCCUUUAUCGGGUGGGUUGGGAUGUUGUUUGGUCGGAGGAGUUGGGGAGUUGUCUCUGAAAGCUACUGUUCCCUCCUGUGCCUCACUGGACUCCGAAAGAUACGGACCGCGUGUAGCAUGUCACACCACAGGUUCUUUACGCCUUGGCCAUGGCCCACUUCUCAGACCGUGUUGCCAUCCACCAUUUGUCAUCACGUGUCCCACAGUGCUUUUCUUUUAUGUUUGUCAUGGUUUCACGUCAGUUAGUGUGGUCAUUAUGAAGCGUAGCCAACUCAUUACCCCUCUCUAGAUCAGUGCGUGAAUGGUGUUCUUCAAUCUACAUCAUUGUCAACUGCUAGCUAGUUCCAGUAGCCUCUAUAUAGCUGAAGACAUGGCGUGUGUUUGGCAGAUCAGAAUGUGUGUUAAUGGGCCUGGCUGUCCUGACUGAGUCUCCUUCUACAGGAACCUGCCCUGCGUCGUUCCCUUCCCAGUCUGUCCUCAUGCUUCUCAUGGCUGUGUGUGAUUUCUCAGGCAUUCCUAGGGAACUAUGGAACCGAGCAGGAAAGUGGAGAAAACCCUCCAACCCCUGACCUUAACCAACCCCUGACCUUAACCAACCCCUGACCUUAACCUACCCCUGACCUUAACCUACCCCUGACCUUAACCUACCCCUGACCUUAACCAACCCCUGACCUUAACCUACCCCUGACCUUAACCUACCCCUGACCUUAACCAACCCCUGACCUUAACCUACCCCUGACCUUAACCUACCCCUGACCUUAACCUACCCCUGACCUUAACCUACCCCUGACCUUAACCUACCCCUGACCUUAACCUACCCCUGACCUUAACCUACCCCUGACCUUAACCGACCCCUGACCUUAACCUACCCCCUGACCUUAACCGACCCCCUGACCUUAACCGACCCCCUGACCUUAACUGACCCCUGCGCUAGUUUUGAAUUAAUGUAAUGCACUACAGUACGGCUAAUACUACUAAUAUGGCCUCUAAGCUUUUGUGUUCUUGACAACAAAGAAUAUUGGCCUUUGUAAUAACCGACAAUCUCAGUUUUGGAUCCAUUUUUUCUGUAGAAGUAGUCAUGGUUUACAACGGGACUUUAGGAAAAUGGUUGAAAUUGCAGUGACGUACUGUUAGCCAGAACUGGACCCACAGACUUGUUAAAGCACUAUAGUGAGCCUGUUGUGGAAUGGACACCUCCAUUUUGUCCUCUUGGUUAGCCCUUGGUCUUGCCAGUCUGACAUGGUGCAGUAGGCAGUGUGUGACCGUUCUAACCUUCGACCUGUAUAUCUUUAUGACUAGGAGAAGAGCAGACUGGAAGGGUCGUACUCUAACGACAACUAUGUAAGCGUGUUGCACGGUCAUGUUAUAUGGUCAUUGAGCCUUGAUCAGUUUGGCGUUGAGCAUUCCAUUGGGUUUGAGCAUGUUACGGUCAUCAUGGUCAUGUUACGGUCAUCAUGGUCACGUUACGGUCAUCAUGGUCAUGUUACAGUCUUCAAAUAAGUCCUAGAUUCUGGUUCAUUGGGUCGGAGUGAGUUUGACUGUGCUUGAACGUUCAGGGGUAGCAGGGACUGACUGGUUUUGGCAUGCAGACCGGAUAUGAACUCCCAUCGGCCUCUUUAAGCCAAUCAAUAUAUUACAACAAUGUUCUCUGAAUGGCUCCUACUACUCAUCGAUAAAAUGGUAACUGGCUUGGACUUUCCCGGUCGGUCUUCGACAGGUAGUUGAAGUUAAGGUGGCACAGCCUCGGCCUCCCGGCUCAGAGCUCCAUGUAGUAACGUGAAGUUUCAGCCUCUAUAAACUGAUGUCCAAUGUGUACUGACGUGUUAGUGGGCGCUUCCUGCAGAACACGGCUACCAACCAGUCUAUGGCAUUAAGGUCUAGAAGAGCGACGCGAGGGCUGAGAUCAGGUUUAACAGAAAGUAUCUGUUUGUAGAUGUGAUUCUUUAAGGUAGUAGAUACAGCAGUCGUCUUAGCACUGACGUUAAGGUGUUGUCUUUUUGGUAGAGCCUUUUACAGAUGUGGUUUGGCCAAGCCUGCGACGCAAUGCAAGACUAAACCAGACUGGAUUGUGUGCCAGCUCUCAUUUCAUGCUCAUUCAGUUUGGCAUGAUGAAUUUGAGGAUCUGCUAGGCCUAAGUAAUCGCUGGUAGGAAGGGAGGGAACAGUAGUGUGUGGGGUCAGGGUCGGGGAUGGUCUGUGUGCGUGACAUUCCUGCUCCCUGAGCACAGGUAGGCUUUUCUCUCAAAUCUCAAGUCCUGCGAAUGAAACGAUUGUUUGCAACUCUCCACACAGACACACAGACUCUCUAAAUUGGACGUUUCAGUCCAAUAAACAGUCCUUUUUGAUUUGUUCUGGAUGUGCUUUUCCUACCAAGAAUUCUUGAUAUUCUACUGAUUUUAAUAUAUUAAUUGAAAAUAUACUGUGGUAAUAUUGUGUUCAGUCCAUCGACGGAUAUGAGGGAGGGGUUUAGGAAAUGAGGGUGUGACAACACGUGGGGGUGGAGUUCGCGGCUGGCUUUGUUUGGGCUCGUACUCAUGAAUGUGAUUAUGAUGGAACUGCUGAAAUCUUUUAUUUUUUCUGUGUAAUUUCCACAGUUCUUUGUGGCUCUCCUGUGGCUUAAUAAUGGAACGCGUGUUCUUUAAUAGCGAGCGUCAUGCAGGUCCCCUCCUGAUCCUCACUUUUUUUCAUUUUUUCUCUUGUCCACUUUGGUGCUCUCUGUCUCACUGCUGAGUUUGAUCAUGAUGUUUUUUUUAAUGUACAUAUUAUAAAUAUAUAUAUAUAAUAAAAUGAAUAAAAAAGAUCAAUGUCAA